UAAGAGAAAAGUCUCUACACGUGCACUGUAUAAUAUGUAACAAUGUUUUCAGUGUGUUUGCAGCGAUACCGAGGCAGCGCUAAACAAUACUUUAAACAGCAACUUUCGCCGGUGGAAAACGUUAACGUAAGCAGAGAGGACCUUCGGCGCGUGCUUAUGUAACGAGAUAUCACAGUCGUGCACGAUACACGGGGUACUCUUCGGGAUAUUAUACAGGCGCGUGCAAUUCUUCUCGAGCGCUCGGACGUUAAUUUGUCGGCGAUUGGGUUUCAGGUCUUUUAAUCGCCGUCGAUUAUCGCGACGGUGACUCCUGUAACUCCCAAGGUCCAGUCGUCCGAUGUCUCGUACCACGAGCGAAAUUAAGUAGCGGGCGAGGAAUGUCAGUCAGUGCCACGAAGACUGUGAAUGUUACGAGGUUGCAAAUUGAUUUGCAGAAAGACACGAUUUACCUGGGUAGAUAAACGGCCUGAAAACUCCGUCGAGUCUCGCGAAGACGGCAGGCGCUUGCGAUCGCCGAGCUCGCGGACCCCAAAGACCUGGAAGACGAGGAAGCGCCUGGAGCGCGGCGGAGGCCAAGACCAAGUCCGGUGUUUACGGGAUCAAAGAGUGUGUGCACGUGUGCGGAGAGACGGGAGGGAGGGAAGAGAAGAGCUAAUGGCUAACGGUAGAUGCACUAUUGCGAGUGACGACGGCGGCGGCCUUCCGCUUUCCCAGGCACUCCCAUGCAAGGGAGGCCCCACGUGCAACUCGGCGUUCGUUGCGCCGAGUCGUAAACAAGAUUUGCGCCCGCGGAUCGCGACCGCCAGCUUGGAGAGUCCACCGGCGGCCCGUGCGAGAUCGAUUCCCGAAUCUCUCGACGAGAUAAUUACCGCGUGGUUCGCGUGCGAGCGGCAGGUGCCCGGGCCCGACGGCUCUUUGGGGCUCGCGUUCGUUAAUUAGCAACGAAAUAGUACGGGAGGUUCCGCAGUCAAGCGUGAUUGCGUUUUACGAUUACCGCUGCGCAUAGAAUUAUCCUGUAUGAUUGGCAGACGCCUAGGGAACAUCGCCCGUGUCUCUCGUCCGCGGCACGAUUAAAAAUUUCAAAUUUGCAUCUCUCCUCGAGAGAAACGUCCACCUGUCCGGACGUUUGUUUGUCGAGCCUGGACGAGCGGAAAAAUGGGCGAGAAAUAUAGGCUGCUUUCCUUUUACACAAAUCGACACGAGUUCGCGCUAAGAAUAGGGUCGUCAGACACGUUUGAUUUAUAAAGACUUGAGCAAGAAACACGUUUGAUUUGUCAAACACAAUUGGAAAAGCGUUUGAAUUUCAAACACUUAUACAUAAAAGUGAUUGAUUUUCAAACACACUUAUAUCCAAUAUUGCAGAAUCUUAUAAUAUUGUGUUGCUACAACCAAGCACCAGUCAAAUUAAACAGGCAAGUAGAAAAUUGCUUGACGACCCAUGGCUGGCAAGUUCUAAUUAAAGAAGUUCAUUGCGACAAAUAUUACCUCAGCCAGGGUUUGAACCUGGACCUUCCUACACUCUAGGCGGUCGUCUCACCAAUUCCGAGGCAUGUGCCUCAGUGGUGGAAUUGCCAGCCCAUGGGUGGUCAUGCAAUUUUCUACAUUGGUUAAUCAAUUACUGGCGUUAAAUAAUUCUUUACGUUAUUUCAGAAAAUCAAACACAUUUACGCGUGUGACAUAUCAAACACUUAUUAUUUAGAGUGUUAACACACCCGAGGACAGUUUUGCCGCUGCGAAGUGGCGAAGGUUUAAAGAACAGGGAUUUAAGAAAAGGUCUUGUCGAAAAAAAGAUUCUAUCGAGAUACUCGGAGCGGACGCGUCCCUCGGACAAAAACACGCUCCGACUCCCCUCCCGAGCAGAGACGAAAAGUGUCGAUCGAUCUUGAAUUAAAUUUCUAAAUGGACAUGUGUCGAUUUGUGUCAAAAAUAUCGACUGCGUUAACACUCUAAAAGGAAUGCAGCUUUAACGUGCGCGUAAAUACAGCGAAUAAGUCGCGUGUAAAGAGGUGUACUUUGUAAAAAUGUACGAGCCGAAUGAGGCGUCUGGCGAUUGAUCUCGGGCGGAAUUUGCCUCGAUGGAAUUUACUUGAAGACUGCAAGUGGCUGAAAUAUUUAUGCUGUCAACUUCUCCGCGCGAACGAUCCAAGACGCGCGGCUACGGCUCCGCGGAGAACCUCAGGGGCGACGAUCGAAGUUAAAUUAAAGGAUUCGCGAGCGACGGAUAUUAUCGACGCGCAGUAUGCCUAGGGGUCGGGUUAUACGCGUUGCACUUAUGCCUCGUGUCCGCCGCGUAUUGUAGCUGCUCGCGGCACACGCGCGCGCUUUCCCCUCUGUAGCGGCCAGAAUUUUAACGGCGACCGCGACUGCUUAAUUAUACUGCUCGGCGAGGGCUUAUCUUGCGAUCGACUUACGAAUACCCCUGUCGCGAAGGUAUUCGUGCGCUGACGAAUUUUAUUUUGACUUUAACGCGUCCUGUAACUUUGCUACGAUAUUAUAUACAGGAAAGUCACCUAUUAUGAGACAGAAUCCUAAUACGGGACAGCGGGAUUUCUGUUAAAUUAAUAGACAUCAGUUGAUUCCACCAAGAAAAAAGAUUUGCGAUUGAAUUUGGGCGUUGCAAACCUGCUGUCUCAUAACAGAGGGCUUUCCUCUGCACCUUCAAUAAAAGAGGAAAGGAUACAACAAGCCUGUCUCCGCGCGAUAAUAUCGCGCUCCAAUACUUAACGCAUCGCCCGCGUUCCAAUGUUCACUUCGCCGCGCGAAUCGAAUCGCAUUUUUCUUCCGCGUAAAAAUGGUGCAUGGGCGACGCGGAGAUCAUCGUUGCGUGUUCUCGCUGGCGAGACGAGCACAGAGGGAUCGGCUCGCGCGAAUCGGGAGGCUCUCGAGCCGGGAGGAAAAGUAUCAAUGCAAAAAAUAAAAAGGAAGGAAAAUGCCGUUGAAGAUCGACACGUUUCAUUUGCUCGCCAAGCAAUCGAACAAACGACGCGACGAUUGUUUAUCGCUCCCCCCCCCCCCCCUCUUCCCGUCUCUCGCUUCCUCCCAACAAUCUUCUCGCGCGCCGGAUCAAAGAGAAACAAUAUUUUCGUUCGCCACGCACGUCGGGCGUGAAACGCCCCGGCCGAUACACGGACGCGCAUUCACGCCGCUUUUAAAUGCCUUUUCUCGUUCCGCGCGUCGCGAGAUGCACCAGGGGGGGAGACAGAUAAGCGCCCGCCGCUCGUCGCCGUCGCGUAUACGUCACGUUGCGGCACACGAGGGAUCCAGGAUACCUCGAGCGCACGGGGGGAGCGUCAGAGAGGCGAGAAAAACGAGCCCUCGCCAUUUCUGGCGCAUCGUUGACCCUCGACGCGAGAAAAGAAGCCCGUUCCAGGGGGGGGACUCGCGGGAUUUAAACGCGCGCGGCGGCACGCGGCCUUAUCGCGUCUCGAAUUUUCUAAUAACGCUCCUCCUUCUCUUGCUCCCCGACGGAUCUUCGCGGAAGAUCGCCCCGGCCUGCGAUACAAUCCGGUGACUAAACGCCGCGGCGGCGGCUCUCCGCUCUCCGCCAUUAAGUAUCUCGGGCCUCGUGUCGAGUCGUGCU
This is a messenger RNA of Vollenhovia emeryi, 3580 nucleotides long. RefSeq lists its product as uncharacterized. The record is from RefSeq and is a predicted model, not a curated record. Bases 406 to 939 code for a protein of 177 amino acids. The transcript has 2 exons. NCBI's taxonomy places the organism in Eukaryota, Metazoa, Arthropoda, Insecta, Hymenoptera, Formicidae.